Theobroma cacao (cacao) is the source of this 1144-nucleotide messenger RNA. Its product is annotated as Cytidine/deoxycytidylate deaminase family protein. NCBI's taxonomy places the organism in Eukaryota, Viridiplantae, Streptophyta, Magnoliopsida, Malvales, Malvaceae. Gene Ontology annotation, biological process: tRNA wobble adenosine to inosine editing. The record is from RefSeq and is a predicted model, not a curated record. Gene Ontology annotation, molecular function: tRNA-specific adenosine-34 deaminase activity; zinc ion binding.
GAAAUGCACAUUUUGCCCUCGUGCCGGUACAAGGACUUCUAGGUACUUAUACCCGCUUAUCAGUCUUGGUUACUUCUGCUUCACUUUCUUUGUUACUCUAUUUUUUGUUAUUGUCGAGAUGGAAAGUGAAGGUCAAGGAUGGUCUUCUGAUAAUCUUGCAUAUAUGGAACUUGCAAUUCAGCAGGCAAAACUUGCUUUGGAAAGCCUUGAAGUUCCUGUUGGCUGUGUAUUCAUCAAGGAUGGGAAGGUCAUUGCCUCUGGGAGAAAUCGAACCAAUGAGACGCGUAAUGCAACAAGACAUGCAGAAAUGGAAGCCAUAGACAUUCUUCUGGAGAAAUGGCAGAGAGAUGGACUUUCAAAAUCAGAUGUUGCUGAAACGUUUUCAAAAUGCAUUUUGUAUGUUACAUGUGAACCAUGCAUAAUGUGUGCUGCAGCUUUGUCAAUUCUUGGUAUAAAGGAAGUAUAUUAUGGUUGUGCAAAUGAGAAAUUUGGAGGGUGUGGGUCCAUUUUAUCCUUGCACUCAAGUGCUUUGAGCCACCUAUCAGUGCAGAAGUUCCGCAAAGAAAAGGUUUCAAAUGUACAGGAGGAUUGCUGGCCUCAGAAGCAGUCUCUCUUUUCAGAAGUUUCUAUGAACAGGGGAAUCCUAAUGCUCCAAAACCUCACAGGCCUCUGGUUCAAAAGGAAGUUGAGUGAUAUACUUAGAUUUAGGAUUUAGGUCUCAUAACAUGAUUUGUAGCUGACCAAAUGUUGAAGGGGAAAGCAAAUAACGACUCAUGAAAUUGACAUAAAGAGAAUUCGAUGAAGGCAUUUCAAGCAUGCGGAUUGAAUGCAUAUUUUUUUCGUUUAUGGGAUUUAGAUUCUUUAGGCUCCUGGAUAUAGUCACUUUCUGAAGAGUUUGAGUGAUCAAUCAAUUUAUUUCAUUGUCUGUUUUUUAAGCUACGCACAAGUACAAAAUUGCUUAGCAAUGACUUCAAAUGAAGUCUCCUUCCAUUGUGUAGGGUUGGCCAUGAAGAUCAUGUUAUGUUUUUCUAAGUCUAUUCAAGAUCAUAUAUCCUCUGAAACUUGUUCUUUUUAUGUAGCUUUCGGUCUCAUAAAACAUUAUGAUGUCAAGGGGCACAAGAUUCAUGUUCCCUUCUCUAUUUUC